Messenger RNA from Carya illinoinensis, 636 nucleotides. Its product is annotated as protein FAM98B-like. Bases 1 to 636 code for a protein of 211 amino acids. Lineage: Eukaryota; Viridiplantae; Streptophyta; Magnoliopsida; Fagales; Juglandaceae. The record is from RefSeq and is a predicted model, not a curated record. The transcript has a single exon.
AUGGAUACAAGAUCAAGAUUUUCGUGGCUUGUCUUGUUUAUUGCCAUUCCUAUUGUUCGGCUGAAAGGUGAUGAAAUGGGAAACGGCACAGCGCAUUCUCAAAGCGUUAAUACUACUUCUUUGGCUCUUCCUAAGCUUCUUCGAGGAAAUAAAGAUUUAGAAGCUGGCAAAAACAAAACUUCAACUGAAGUUGUGAACAACAGAAAGAAUAGAGAUAAUGGCCCAUAUUAUAGAGGAGGAGGGGGUGGCGGGGGUGGAGGCGGAGGCGGAGGUGGCGGUGGGGGUGGGGGAGGCAGUUAUAGAUGGGGAUGGGGAGGAGGGGGAGGAGGGGGCGGCGGCGGCGGCGGCAGCGGCGGUGGAUGGGGAUGGGGGGGAGGAGGGGGUAGUCAGUAUAAAUGGGGAUGUGGGAGAAAACCAAAAUAUGGUAUAGGAAAAGGCGUUGGAGGUGUCAGAAAUCAUCACUCACAUAGAAAGAGAAUUUUCAGGAAGGAUGAUGAUUUUAAGCUGGGAGAGUUUGCACAAUGCAUGGGUAGAGGCCGGUGCAGAGGCAUGAGAUUGGAUUGCCCUCUUCACUGCGGUGGACCUUGCUUUUACGAUUGCCAACAUAUGUGCAAGGCUCACUGUCGACGUUCCUGA